UAAAAAUAGAUAAUAAAUAAAAGAGACUCAAACCCUUAUUAAGCUCCCGCUCCCACUCUCUGUCUGGUGCUGCCUCUCAUCUUCUUCAUCGUCUCAUAUCUCCCAACUUGCAAAGGUAGGCAACCGAUCAGCUCCUUUUCCGUUAAACCCACAAUUUGAAGAUCAGCAGAGAGACAAAGCUUUUUAGGGUUUUUUAGUAGAGCUUCAUCAUCCAAUUGAAGAACUGAACAGAGCCAAAUAAGAUGUCAGGGAGGAAAGAAACAGUCUUGGACCUGGCCAAGUUUGUGGACAAAGGUGUCCAAGUCAAGCUCACUGGUGGUAGACAAGUAACAGGGACCCUAAAAGGAUAUGACCAGUUGUUAAACCUUGUCCUAGACGAAGCAGUAGAGUUUCUAAGAGAUUCUGAUGAUCCAUUGAAGACUACGGACCAGACCAGGCGCCUUGGCCUAAUAGUUUGUAGGGGAACUGCUGUAAUGCUUGUGUCGCCAACAGAUGGUACAGAUGAGAUUGCGAACCCUUUUAGCCAGCCAGAUGGGGCCUAAAAUGGAGAACUUGCUUUGCCUCUCCUCACAACACAGUUUUUAAGAAACCAUGAUGGGGUGAUUGUGGGGACCUUGGUCUUUAAAUACCAUGGACAUUUGAUUAUCAACUAAUGUAAAACAUUAAAAUGUUUGUUACUCUCUGUUCGUUUUAGAUUCUAGUAGUAAAUCUGUUCUAGGUGUUAUUGGAUGCUUCUAAAAAUGAAACUCAUUGUCUUUUGGGUGUCAUCCUGUCAAUGUAGUUAUGUAACAUUGUAAAAUUUGAUUCCUACCUGAGUUUCAUACAAUUCUAGUAGGAUUUUCUUUGUUGCUUCA
Messenger RNA from Prunus mume (Japanese apricot), 854 nucleotides. Its product is annotated as Small nuclear ribonucleoprotein family protein. Gene Ontology annotation, cellular component: catalytic step 2 spliceosome; U12-type spliceosomal complex; U2-type prespliceosome. The record is from RefSeq and is a predicted model, not a curated record. Gene Ontology annotation, molecular function: RNA binding. Lineage: Eukaryota; Viridiplantae; Streptophyta; Magnoliopsida; Rosales; Rosaceae. Gene Ontology annotation, biological process: nuclear-transcribed mRNA catabolic process; mRNA splicing, via spliceosome.